AUGGGUAUUGUGGGCACAUUCCCGGAUGCGAUUGGUAUACUUCUAGGUGGAGCUUACUUAACAUAUUUACAGCCGGGUUCUCUUCAACUGACCUUGUUGAUUACGAUCGUUGAAAUAUUAGGCACAAUUAAUUACGUGGGCGCUCUAUUCUUGGGCUGUCCGCAGACAACUUACGCCGCUUUGCCACAGAAUAAUAUCAACAAUUAUGGCACUGGAUUAAUGUGUAAUACAAAUUGUUCAUGCCCGCAAAAGUUUCAGCCCAUCUGCGGUCCCGACAAUUACACCAACUAUUUCUCGGCCUGUUUUGCCGGUUGUAGUCCACAGUCUCUCAUAUCAAUGAACGGCACAAAACAAUACUCGGACUGCAGUUGUAUUGAUACCCCGGGAGUGGCCACCGAAGGCUUUUGCGAACCCAAUUGUGGCAACAAUUUUGAAAUACUUAUAAUUUUGGGACUAAUAAGUGGUAUAAUUGGUGGACAGUCGUGGACAGGCAAUGUUAUCAUAUCCUUCAGAAUUGUUGAUCCGGAGGACAAAAGCUUGGCGUUGGGUUUAGCAGGAUGGUUUUGCUCAAUAUUUGCAUUCAUACCAUACCCUCUGGUGUACGGUUGGGUCACAAACAGCGCGUGUGAGGUCUGGGAGUCAAAGUGCGGUAAAACCGGUAAUUGUCUGGUCUAUGAUUCGGACAAAUUCCGGAACCGACUCCACGGCCUGACACUAACCCUCUAUUAUAUCGGUUCAGUGUUUGAUAUAAUAGUGGUUUUGCUGUCAAAGAGAAUCAAGAAUUUAUACGACGACAAAGAAGAAGAGGUUCAAGAAAUCAGCUGA
This is a messenger RNA of Medioppia subpectinata, 825 nucleotides long. NCBI's taxonomy places the organism in Eukaryota, Metazoa, Arthropoda, Arachnida, Sarcoptiformes, Oppiidae. The record is from the annotation of a GenBank genome assembly.